This is a messenger RNA of Suncus etruscus (white-toothed pygmy shrew), 5376 nucleotides long. RefSeq names its product protein ELYS-like. The record is from RefSeq and is a predicted model, not a curated record. NCBI's taxonomy places the organism in Eukaryota, Metazoa, Chordata, Mammalia, Eulipotyphla, Soricidae.
AUGACAGAGUUAACUGCAAAAGUAAGUAGUGGGCUUCGGCCUUUCUCAGAAGUGACGCUUCAGGCCCUGGGCCAAGAUGAAGCUACGGGAGAAUAUGGGCUUCAAGGAAAACUGACUCCAGGACUCGCUUGCUUGACUUGUGGUCCACAACUGGAGAUUAUAAACACUUUGACAGGACAGAGGGCAUCGGCAUAUAGAUUCCAGAGUGUGAACGGGGAACCUGCGAUCAUUCUAGCUGUCAAGGAAUUCUUGUGGCACAAGAGAAAAGGUUUGCUCGUUGGACUGGAAGACAGCGAAGGGAGCAUCCUGUGUCUUUAUGACUUUAGUCUUUCCAACGUGGUGAAAGCAAUAGCAAUUUCAGGGAGGGUAACAGCUAUUGAAACUGUAUGUAAUCAGGGAGGACCUAGUGCAGGCAUUGAGAAUUUACACCCCAGUUUGCAAGGGCUCUUUGGUGUGGCUGCAGUGGCCACAGAUCUUGGAAAGAUCAUGCUGAUUGACCUAGCUCUGGAUGACCUGCCAUACAAACAGAAUGGACUAAAUGCAUCGCUUCUUCAUCUCAUGACUGGUAUUCCAGUGGAAGUAACACACCUUAGAGAAAAGGCUAGGCAAAGAGGGUGCCAUCUGGGUUUCGAGCUACUAGGCCCAUCAGCAACAGAAAUUUCAACUCUGGUUGACAUAAAUCACACAAACCAACUCGCAGUAGGCUAUGCUGAUGGUUACAUAGCACUCUGGAGUAUGAAAAUGCUGACCAAAGAGUAUUACAAACAGUUGAAAGGAGGAAGAACACCCAUAUGUGCUAUUACUUUUCAAGAACCCGAGAAUGUGCCUAAGAAUUUCUGCUAUUUGUGGGCUGUUCAGUCCACACAGGACAGUCAAGGGGACAUACUGAGUGUGCAUAUACUUAAGUUACGCUUUCGUGAUAAAAAAUGUUUGACAUCAGGACAAAGCUUAAAUGAGAGGUUGUAUGGCUGUGCAGAAAGGUACACACUGGACCUUUCAGAAGGCAUCAUUCCUUUGACAGGACAGACUAACAUCAAAUUCUUAGGGUGUCAGACUAUAGAAAAAUUUCCAUCUCUGUGUGAUAGGGAAGAAGGCCUGAAUGAAGCUCUGUCUCCUGAAACUAGUGUUUCCAUCUUUACCUGGCAAGUGAGUACAUGAACAGGAAAGCCUUCUGUAUAUUUGGGGAUAUUUGAUAUCAACAGUUGGUAUAGUGCACGAUUACCUCGUGCACUAAAAUCGGGUCAAUAUCUCCAUAAUUGCUCUUAUUUUGCUCUGUGGUCCCUAAAUUCUGUAGUAAGUAGCUUUUUUCUACAUGACAUCUUGCAUAUCUUAGUGCAUGAGAGGAGUUUAAGUCGAGGAAUUCCUCCUUCCCAUCCACCUCCUGAGGAGUUUUUUCAUCCAAGAUGUCUUAAUUUUGAUGCUACUUGUUUGAUGAACUCAGGAGUGGUUCACAUCAAUUGCACUGGCUUUCAGAAAAAGAAUCUGAUGUUUUCAAGUGCAUUGGGGCAAUCUCUCAACAUUGUCAUUCCUGAUCAUUAUAAGCAAUGUCUUCAGGCUGACAUGUCACCAAACUUUCUUGAUAAUCCAUCUUCAAAUUUAAGUCAGCAAGACCAAUUAGAAGCUUUGUGGUCUGCAGUAGACCAAACAAAUUUCCUCGCACUUAUGUCUAGAUGCAUAAAACAAUGGGCAUCAGAACACCCAAAUUCUGCCACUACGUUGCGCUUUGUUCUUGAAUGGACAUGGAAUAAAGUGAAUGUCACAAAAGAAGAGUUGGACAGACUGUGUGCACCGUUAUUUGAUGGCUCAUGCCAUAUCAUUGAUCCUCAGACUAUACAGUCUAUCCAUCGUUGUCAUUUGCUUCUAAGCCACCUUAAUACAGUUCUUAAUUGUUUGUUAGCAGAGGCCAAAAGCAUGACUGAGACAGGCAUUAUCAGCCUGAACAAUAAACGUAUGUUUACUCAAAUAACAUGUCAGUACAUACAAGUGGUUCUUUGGUUCUGUCAUUUUGAGCUUCUACCAGAGGGCAUCCAUGAUGCUGUGCAUUUAAGAAGUUUAUUCUAUAACUACCCUGUAAUUCAGGAAUACUACACCAGUUGUCAACAAAAGUGUGAGAGUUUUUCAAGGGGGAAAUGGAAUCCUGACUACCUGAUCAUUGAUGGACUGGUUUCUCGCCUAGGAAAUAGGAUUGAGAAUUUGUGGAAAAACGAUGAAGGUGGCACUGGAAAAUAUCCUCCUCCAAGUCUGCAUGCACUGCUUGACAUAUACUUACUUGAUAAUAUUACAGAAGCAAGCAAACAUGCAGUUACCAUCUAUUUGCUGCUAGACAUUAGUUCUUAUUUUCCAAACAAACAGGAUUCUGCCAUUGAAUCAUUUGUUAAGAUUUUUGACAUUUCUUAUUGCCAGCUGAAACUGAUUAAAGGUUUUUGUUAUAUAGAUCAUAAAAUUUAUGAGAGGGCUUUGGAACUUCAGUUACACCCAGCCACAGUCAACAUACAAUGGCAACAUACAAUGAUUCUUCAAGCUUUCAUAAGUCACAGUGAGCACAGAAUCGCCCUCAGAUAUAUCCAUACCAUGAAGCCAACGAUGGUCACAGAUGAAGAUAUUUGUCUUCACCUCACCAUUUUGAUCUACAAUAGGUGUGUGGUUGAGGCCUUUAGUUUGCUGCGGCAACAUUCUAGUAGUUUAAACAGAAAGGACUUAUUAAAGCACACUUACGACAUGUGCCAGAAAAUGGGCCUUCUGGAGGAUUUUCUAAAGCUACCUCUCACAGACACUGGAGACUGUUUGAAAAGAAUUGUGCAAGCCAGUAACAAUGUUCAGAACCAUAACUUCCUUUUACCUCACCACUUACAUCAUGCCAAUUAUAUCCCUGCCUUGAAGCUGAACCAAACUCUGCAGAUGAAUAGCAUGAAUGAUCAUGAUCCUCUUAUGGAAGUGAGACCUCGGGUUCGAAAUAGCAUAUUAGCCCAAUGUGGGAAAGGGGUUCCUAGAGUUGAGCAAAAAGUAACAAGUGAAAGAGCUAAGCCAUAUAGUCGCUCAACAACCAUUGUUCAAGAAGUUGCUACACCCAAAGUGUUAUCAGCAUUUCCAAAGCCAACUUUAAAGAGAACUGUGUUGUCAAGAUCUGUUUUCAUAAAUAAAGUUUUGUCUGACUUGGAGACAGUUGGCACAAACAGUAAACCUAACACUGGCAUUUCUCUUUACACCAGUCCUAGAAUAAAAGAAACUUCUCCUGUAGUAUCUUCUCUCCCAAUAUCUGAUGCUUCUGUUGGAGCCCCAAUUUCACAAGCUUCACAAAAAUUAUCUAAACAGCUGAAUAUGGCUGAUUAUCCUGUAUGUCAGCCUAUGGCUGAUUAUCCUGUAUGUCCUCAAUGUAUGAGGGUUUUUCUGCAGAGCCCCACCAAAUCACCUUUGGACCUUCCAUCUUCUUUAAUGCCAGUAAAUUCAUGUGUCAAAAGAUCUGGGACCAAAAUUACCAAGGCUAAGGAAUUACAUUGCCUUGAAACUCCUCUUGUGGCUAAGAAAGCUAAAAUUUUGGCCACAACAGGUAAUGCUUCUGGAUUUGCCAAAUCUAGUCCUCAAUCCAUUUUAAAGUCUUGUCAUCCAUCAACUUUAGCAUCACCCUCUUUGUCUCCUGGACCUUCUCUUGUUCCUUUACAACUGAAGGAAACUACAGUUUCAGUGAGGGAAGAGGGCAUAACUGCACCAUACCAUCAAGAAAAUGAAAAUCAAGAAUUGCAUGUAAGGCUACAGGAUACUGCGAGCUCUUCUACUGAACUAAUUGCUGAUGUAACAGAAAAAGGUCAAGAUGGUAAUAGUAAUAUGGUUGAGGCUGAAGAAAGUCCUCCUAAAAUGCCACGACUUUCUGAUACUGGGAAUACCGAAGAUAUUUUGCUGUCAUCCCUGACAGCACAACAGGCAGAAGUCCCCAUGUCUGACACACCUAGGAAACGUGGUAGUCCAAGAAACAUAAAUGCUGAUGAUGUAGCACCCACAGCUCAUGAGGAGGAGAGAAGUCCCAAAAGGAGAAAAGAUCUUAGCAUUCAAAGGAGAUGGACAAGAAACACCUCAGCUACAACGAUAAAUACUCAUGCUGGAGAACGAGCUUCAGAGAAGUCAGUUUCAGUUCCAGAAGAGGAACUUGAGACAGUGUUGAAGUCCCAAGCUAAGGAAUUACAUUGCCUUGAAACUCCUCUUGUGGUUAAGAAAGCUAAAAUUUUGGCCACAACAGUUACUGACUCUGGAUUUGCCAAAUCUAGUCCUCAAUCCAUUUUAAAGUCUUGUCUUCCAUCAAAUUUAGCAUCACCCUCUUUGUCUUCUGGACCUUCCAUUGUUCCUUUACAACUUAAAGAAACUACAGUUUCAUUGAGGGAAAAGGGUAUAACUGCAAAAUGUUCAACUGAAGUUGCCUAUGACAACAAAACAUAUAUAUGUGUUUCUACACCACCUCAAUCAAUUCUAAAAAAACCUGACUCACUGAAGACACGAAAGAAGGUAUCUUUUUCCUUAGACCAUCAAGAAAAUGACCUUCAAGAAUUGCAUGUAAAGCUCCAGGAUACAUCCUCACAUUGCUUGGAGAAAUCAGAUGUGAGCAAAGGAAACAGCAUAUUUGACCAGACUUCCAGGGAAUAUCAUGAUGCAGUAUCAGCCAAAGACUUCGAAGGUAUGUUUACACCCUUGAAAACUGUGAGCUCUUCUACUAAACUAAUUGCUGAUGAGAGGGAGGAGAAGACCAAUAUGUACAAACACAUCAAAAGUUCAAAUGCUAUGCAAUUAGAGUUACCAAUUAUGUCAGGAAGGGCAUCAAAAGAGUCAAAAUCCUCUAUGCCUUUGGAAUCAACAAUUCAAACUUCAUCUAGUAAAGAAGGUGAAAAUAGAAGUUCUAAUGGAAUUAAAAAAACUGCAGAAUAUCAGGACAAUAGUGAAGGCAUGAAUGAAGCAAAUGAUAGUAAAACAAGUCCUAGAAGGAGUACCAGGAAAUUGAGAUGUGCUAAGUUAGAAGCUGCUGAAAAUGCAGAAUGUAUACAUGACUUAAAGUCCAGUGAACAGCAAUUGUUUACUAGCCACAGUAAAAUGAUAAAAUUUCAAAAAAUUAGAGAACCGUUGCAUGAGAUUUUCCUAUAUCUGACAUCCCUGACAACACAACAGGCAGAAUUUUCCAUGUCUGACACACCUAGGAAACGUGGUAGACCAAGAAACAUAAAUGCUGAUGAUGUAACACCCACAGCUCAUGAGGAGGAGAGAAGUCCCAAAAGGAGAAAAGAUCUUAGCAUUCAAAAGAGAUGUACAAGAAACACCUCAGCUACAAGGAAAAUAUACUCAUGCUGGAGAACGAGCUUCAGAGAAUUCAGUUCCAGUUCCAGAAGAGGAACUUGA